AUGGCCGUGGCGACUCAAAAGAUGCCCAAGACUCCUUCUGUGAUCCCAGGCGGAAGUAUCAAGACGUAUUACCAGAAUAAGAUCGAAGCUGCUGAAUUAAGUAUUACGAAGAAAACUCAAAAUCUCAGACGUCUUGAAGCUCAACGAAAUGCCUUGAACACCAGAGUGAGACUGCUUCGAGAGGAAUUACAGGUCUUACAGGAGCCAGGAAGUUAUGUUGGUGAAGUGGUUAAAGUGAUGGGAAAGAAGAAGGUCUUGGUCAAAGUCCAACCUGAAGGCAAAUAUGUUGUCGACUUUUCCCCGGAUAUCCCUCUUUCCUCUUUAACUCCCAAUAUCCGAGUGGCUCUUCGAGCCGAUUCUUACUUACUACAUUCUAUCUUACCCAACAAGAUUGAUCCUCUCGUAUCACUGAUGAUGGUCGAGAAAGUUCCUGAUUCCACAUACGAGAUGGUAGGAGGGUUAGAUAAACAAAUCAAAGAAAUCAAAGAAGUGAUUGAAUUACCAGUUAAACAUCCAGAAUUAUUCGAAUCAUUAGGUAUAGCACAACCUAAAGGUGUGUUACUUUAUGGACCACCCGGAACAGGUAAAACUUUACUAGCAAGAGCUGUAGCACAUCAUACAGACUGUAGAUUCAUUAGAGUAUCAGGGUCUGAAUUGGUGCAAAAGUACAUCGGCGAGGGUUCGAGAAUGGUCAGAGAACUUUUUGUCAUGGCAAGAGAACACGCUCCUUCCAUCAUAUUCAUGGAUGAGAUCGAUUCUAUUGGAAGCUCCCGAGGGGAGGGAGGAGGCGGAGGAGGAGAUUCAGAAGUUCAAAGAACGAUGAUGGAAUUGUUGAAUCAAUUGGAUGGUUUUGAACCUACGAAAAACAUCAAAGUCAUCAUGGCUACCAAUCGAAUAGAUAUCCUCGAUUCGGCACUCUUACGACCAGGUCGUAUUGAUCGAAAAAUCGAAUUCCCUCCCCCAAACCCCGAAGCUAGAAUUACUAUCCUCAAAAUCCACUCAAGAAAGAUGUCAUUACAACGAGGGAUCAACUUCAGAUCAUUAGCUGAGAAAAUGGGUCAUUGUUCAGGUGCAGAAGUUAGAGGUAUAUGUACUGAAGCAGGUAUGUACGCUCUGAGGGAGAGAAGACAAUACGUUGGACAAGAAGAUUUCGAAAUGGCUAUUGCGAAGGUAUUGAAGAAGAACUCAGAGAGCAAUAUGAGUGUCAACAAAUUAUUCAGUUAA
Kwoniella shivajii is the source of this 1224-nucleotide messenger RNA. RefSeq names its product 26S protease regulatory subunit 8. Gene Ontology annotation, molecular function: proteasome-activating activity; ATP hydrolysis activity; ATP binding. Gene Ontology annotation, cellular component: proteasome regulatory particle, base subcomplex. Gene Ontology annotation, biological process: proteasome-mediated ubiquitin-dependent protein catabolic process. The transcript is spliced from 7 exons. The coding region runs from base 1 to 1224 and encodes 407 amino acids. The record is from RefSeq and is a predicted model, not a curated record. Lineage: Eukaryota; Fungi; Basidiomycota; Tremellomycetes; Tremellales; Cryptococcaceae.